This is a messenger RNA of Clonostachys solani, 1014 nucleotides long. The record is from the annotation of a GenBank genome assembly. NCBI's taxonomy places the organism in Eukaryota, Fungi, Ascomycota, Sordariomycetes, Hypocreales, Bionectriaceae.
AUGGGCUCUUGGGAAUGCUACUGCGCGAUAUGCGCCGUGACAAUGCAAGACGUGCAGUUUCGCGGGCUCGACCCAGGCCUGGUACGAGACCUAGCUGACGUUAGGGAGGCAGGCGGUGAGAGUGGCGGCGAAGAUGAAGACGAGGAGGAAGUGGUCAACGAAGAGUGCUAUGACCCCAAGGUCUUGGACCCUCGAGAUACCCAGUGGCUUUCCGACUGCCGCAUAAUGGGCAUUAACCCUGCGACCGAGAAGGUCUUCAUCUCUGGCCCAGGAGCCUAUGUAGACUACGGACAAAUGGAUUGCGAGCCUGGUGACGACCCCGAGGCUGAAGGCAUAGAUGGCAUGGAGGACAUGGCUUGCUACCAAGGCGCGUUUCCAUUCCACUGGAACUGCUACCUUUUACUCUGCCGUCGUCUUACAGGAUCCGACGAGACCAGCCGAAUCAACAAGGAUGUGUUGCACAGCAUCAUGCAAUCACUCGAGGAAGAUGGCGAACCAGUCCUCGGCCUAGACUAUGCACGGGACCUGGUCGAUGUCGAUUGGUGCCCAGGCGAACAGGCCUGGGGCUCCUUUGCGGGCCAGGAAUUCUUCGUCACAUCACCAUGGCCUGUUUCGGAGCUUUCGUCGCAGCUUCCAAAUGAACUCAGUCACUCCCUUCGCAUGAGUGCACUAGAUACGUCCAUGAGUGGCAAAGUGAAGGCGGACCCGUUCUCCAAGCUUCCCCAGGAGGUCACGGAGCAGAUUCUCUCCCACGUCAGCCAGUCAGAUCUUCAGAGCCUUCUUCUGGCGUCGUGGGUCAUUCAUGCUGGUAGUCAUGACAACGAUGGGUUUUGGAAGAGACGUAUCAAGAAGGAAAUGCCCUGGUUCUGCGAACUUGACGAGCUUCUGGGCAAGGAGGAGUCGAGUAGUAUCGAGAGCAUCAAGGGGCUUUUCCUCUGGGCCAGUGAUGCUACCAAGCCUCGAGAAGGGAUUACAGGCCCAUUGAUGGCAAUAUCUAACCGUCGGCGGGUUUAG